AUGAGUAACGAAAACGUAACUAUAAUGGAAGUAGACGAGGCAGAACCUAAAGUUUCUAAACCAGUUGUGGGACCAAGUAAACCUGUUGGUCUAUUACCAUGGAUAGAAAAAUACAGACCUCAGACUUUUGACGAUAUUGUUGGCAACGAGGACACAGUAUCAAGAUUAGCUGUAUUCGCCCGUACUGGUAACGCACCAAACAUCAUCAUUGCAGGACCACCGGGGGUGGGAAAAACGACUACGAUCUUGUGUCUAGCCCGGGCGUUACUUGGUUCUGCCUUUCGAGAUGCAGUACUUGAACUCAAUGCAUCUAAUGAUCGCGGUAUCGACGUUGUGCGUAACAAAAUCAAAAUGUUUGCCCAACAAAAGGUGACCUUGCCCCCUGGACGGCACAAGAUCGUGAUCCUGGAUGAAGCAGACAGCAUGACGGAGGGCGCUCAGCAAGCGCUGCGGCGUACGAUGGAACUGUACGCCAGCACCACGCGAUUCGCCCUCGCGGCUAACAACAGCGAACGCAUCAUCGAGCCCAUACAGUCGCGCUGUGCUGUACUACGCUACUCGCGGCUAACUGACGCCCAGAUCCUUGCAAAGGUGAUAGAAGUGUGCAAGAAGGAGAAUCUGUCAUACACGGAGGAGGGGGUGAACGCUGUGGUGUUCACUGCGCAGGGAGACUUGCGCGCAGCGCUCAACAACCUGCAGGCCACAGCUCAGGCCGGGCGGCACGUGAGCCCCGACAACGUGUUCCGCGUGUGCGACGAGCCGCACCCCAUGCUGGUGCGCGCCAUGUUGGAGUCUUGCACCCGACAGGAUAUACAUGAGGCUUACAAGGUGUGUUUGAGUACCAUGUACAAUGAUGAUCUUGGGCAGUGCCAUACCAUUCAAGUUACGUUGUGUUGUGAUUGUCACAUGUGCGCGUACAAGGUGCGGUUGAGGAGCACGUGGCAUAGCGACCCCAGCCAGUGGCUUAUCAUUCGAGUUACGUUGUGUUAUGACUGUCACAUGUGCGCGUACAAGGUGCGGUUGAGGAGCACGUGGCAUAGCGACCCCAGCCAGGGGCUUAUCAUUCGAGUUUUGUUGUGUUAUGACUGUCACAUGUGCGCGAACAAGGUGCGGUUGAGGAGCACGUGGCAUAGCGACCCCAGCCAGUGGCUUAUCAUUCGAGUUACGUUGUGUUAUGACUGUCACAUGUGCGCGUACAAGGUGCGGUUGAGGAGCAUGUGGCAUAGCGACCCCAGCCAGUGGCUUAUCAUUCGAGUUUUGUUGUGUUAUGACUGUCACAUGUGCGCGAACAAGGUGCGGUUGAGGAGCACGUGGCAUAGCGACCCCAGCCAGUGGCUUAUCAUUCGAGUUACGUUGUGUUAUGACUGUCACAUGUGCGCGUACAAAGUGCGGUUGAGGAGCAUGUGGCAUAGCGACCCCAGCCAGUGGCUUAUCAUUCUAGUUUUGUUGUGUUAUGACUGUCACAUGUGCGCGUACAAGGUGCGGUUAAGUAGCAUGUGGCAUAGCGACCCCAGCCAGUGA
Parnassius apollo (apollo) is the source of this 1521-nucleotide messenger RNA. The record is from the annotation of a GenBank genome assembly. NCBI's taxonomy places the organism in Eukaryota, Metazoa, Arthropoda, Insecta, Lepidoptera, Papilionidae.